UUUGCCCAAUUGGUGUCCAUCUAUAGAACCUUGGGAGCAGAAAAAUUUCCUCUGAUCGAGCAAAUCUUUUAUCCAAAUCACAAGGAAAUGCUGACAUUGCCAACAUUUCCUGUUGUUGUGAAAAUUGGACAUGCUCAUUCAGGCAUGGGAAAGGUCAAAGUGGACAACCAUUAUGAUUUUCAGGAUAUAGCUAGUGUGGUAGCACUUACCCAGACCUAUGCUACCACUGAACCCUAUAUAGACUCCAAAUAUGACAUCAGGAUCCAAAAGAUUGGAAACAACUAUAAAGCCUACAUGAGAACUUCUAUAUCUGGAAAUUGGAAGACAAACACUGGAUCUGCAAUGUUAGAACAAAUUGCUAUGACAGACAGAUACAAGCUCUGGAUUGAUAGCUGCUCUGAGAUGUUUGGUGGCUUGGAUCUAUGUGUUGUCAAAGCAAUCCAUGGGAAGGAUGGAAAGGAUUAUAUUUUUGAG
Molecule: messenger RNA, 474 nt
Organism: Protobothrops mucrosquamatus (brown spotted pit viper)
Lineage: Eukaryota; Metazoa; Chordata; Lepidosauria; Squamata; Viperidae
Product: synapsin-2-like
Exons: 5
Biological process (GO): neurotransmitter secretion
Cellular component (GO): synaptic vesicle; synaptic vesicle membrane
Source: RefSeq, a predicted model, not a curated record